AUGCCUCGCGCCGUUGCCAAAGUGGGCGACCACAUCAUCGCAGAGACGGAUACAUGGGAGGUCGUUGAAGGGAACAUCUACUUUCCGCCGUCUGCGAUCAAAGACAAGUCGCUUCUGAAAGACUCCGAUUUGUCGACCUUAUGUCCGUGGAAGGGGCAUGCGUCGUACUGGAGUAUUGUGGUUGAUGGCCAGACGCUUGAGAACGCAGCCUGGUACUACAAGGAGACGUAUGACGCUGCUAAGAAUAUCGAGGGUUAUGUUGCCUUCUAUAAGAACAAGGUUGAUAUCGUGGAGGAAUAG
Molecule: messenger RNA, 300 nt
Organism: Aspergillus calidoustus
Lineage: Eukaryota; Fungi; Ascomycota; Eurotiomycetes; Eurotiales; Aspergillaceae
Source: the annotation of a GenBank genome assembly